AUGGGGAGGUUCCCUUGUGAGAAGGCGAGUCAUGCUAUUGUCAAGGAGAGGAUUUGCUAUACAAAACUAAGGUUAGAUGCUAUUUCAGCAGAACUUUACCAGUUACAUCUGAAGGUUGCAAGGUAUCUUUCUCCUGUAUCGUGGGACUGGGUUGAUGGAGUGACUUCGGCCAAGUUCGAGUGGAUCCACAAUGAUGCUAAUUGUCGGCAGACAUCAAAAAUUGAUCGACUGUUGCCACAGAAGCCGUCGCCAGAAGGGAUAAUGGGAACUCGGACGGAGCCGCUGCCGGAGUCCACUGCCGGCAACCCACUCGCGGAAGACGAACGGGAGGCAGCAGGUGACAGUGUUCCGAAGGCUGGACACGUUGUGGUGGAACAGCAGUCUGCUUCGACAGUAGCAGGCAGCAGGGGUCCCCACGACUGUGACCCGCAGAAAACAGACGGGGAAGGCUCCGCGUGGCGCGCACGCAGGCGGAAACAGUUUUCGCCCAAGAAGCGGGCCCCCCUGGCCGAAUACGUUCUGCCGCAGUUCUACGAAGAAUGGACUGCUCUGCCAGAAACUAGCAGCGGGAGUCCCCACAAGUCGCCUGACUCUAAGAAAGCAGGGAAUGAUAGCAGUGUGGGACGCACGCGCAGGCGGAAGCAGCAGCAGCCCAAGAAGUGGGUCUCCCUGGCUAGGCUCAGGCAGCACCAGCACCAACAGCAACACCAUGACCAGCAUGUGUGCUGUCUGCAUGGCCCCGGCUGCUCCUCUCAGGCAGGGGCAGAGUCACAGCUGCCAGGCACUUCCAGCACACUCCCAGGGGACCCCAGAGAGAGGAGCUACACAGAAAUGUAUUGCUCCAAGAAGAUGGGAAAGAGGCGUUACAAACGCCACACAUCCAGGAAGAGACUGCGGAUUUCGUUAAAUAGUUUAAUUGCUGAACAAAGUCAGUCAGAAUCGUCUGCGACUCCUGUGUCGCCGGAGGACGAAACAGGACAGACGUCUGAUUCACAGGAAGUGCCGCUGGUGGGGCGUCGCUCAAGGCGCGAUGUCGCCACAGUGGGCGUGGCACAACGGGACACUGCGCAUGCGCGCCAGCGCGCGGCAGUGGCAGGGCCUGCCGCCGGGGGUUCCCCGCGGGUAAGGCUGCAGGCCGUGGCUGGCAGGUCACAGGAAGCUGACCUCCCGGAGCAGCUGGUGCCGGAAGUGGACAGCCCGCCAGAAAGUGGCCCCGUGGAGCACACCCCAAGCCACCUGGUUGACGACCAGCAGCUGCCCCAGCUGUCCCGCUGCGACCCCGCCCACUUCUCCAGUGAGCUAGCAACCAGACGGCACCACAGCCGCGAGCAGACCCGGUGGCAAGAGCGGCUGCCGCUCUCACCAGAUCCACUGCCGUCGCCAUUCUUACCUAAUCUCUUUGAGAUCACUUUCGAUUUAUCACCACUGCUGGAGAGGAGGCAACCGACAGCCAGGCAGGAGGUGGGCGACGUGGCAGAGCAGGUGCAGCUGCUCCAGAACCCACCAGCAGCGCGCCUGGCGCCGCCAUUUGCACGACAAGUUCCGGUGGCGCCAUUAGAACCACCGCCACCUCCACCACCUGCGAACAGAGCUGCAGCGCGCAAACACAGCGACGCGCCGGGGCAGUCUGGCUACAGAAGCCCAGGAUUGACGCAGGCCUCCCCUCCGGGUAUGCAGAUGUUCGUCGAGCGCUCACUGCGGCAGAUCUUUGGAAUAGAGGAGCGCGGCACAGGUCUUGUUGGCGGCCAUGGCCGCGGUGCUCCACCCCUCACGCGUGGCUUGACCUUCGCGGCAGGCAAGAUAACCAGGGAAGCGUGGGGGUCGCGGCCCGUGCAGGGCUUCUUCGAUCCCGAGAUGUUGGCUGACGCUCUGGAGCCGUCCGGAGGAGGAGGAGCAGCAGCAGCAGCAGCAGCAGCAGCUGCUGGCCGCUCACCAGGCGCCGCCGUCUCCGGCAGCAGCUCAUCGCCCUCUGCUCGGGAGCAGAGGACGCCCUGGCCAGCCCCAAUCCGGCCCGGCGGCUCUCUUUUUCCUCUGCGGUGGUACUUCGACCCCGAGGCGCUGGCGGACGCUCUCAAGCCGUCGGACCAGACCAGAGGAGCCGCUAGCCACCCACCAGGGGACGCGUCCUCCCUGGCAAACAGGGAAGCGUGGGGGUCGCGGCCCGUGCAGGGCUACUUCGACCCCGAGAUGCUGGCUGAAGCUCUGGCGCCGUCCGGAGGAGGAACAGCAGCAGCAGCAGCAGCAGCAGCAGCAGCAGCUGCUGCUGGCCGCUCACCAGGCGCCCCCGUCUCCGGCAGCAGCUCAUCGCCCUCUGCUCGGUGCCCUGCAGUGGACAUUGAGAGUUCAAAUGAAGGCUUCCAAGAAGGCUUCCAAGAAGGCUUCCAAGAAGGCUUCCAAGAAGGCUUCCAAGAAGGCUUCCAAGAAGGCUUCCAAGAAGGCUUCCAAGAAGGCUUCCAAGAAGGCUUCCAAGAAGGCUUCCAAGAAGGCUUCCAAGAAGGCUUCCAAGAAGGCUUCCAAGAAGGCUUCCAAGGCGGCUUCCAAGGCGGCUUCCAAGGCGGCUUCCAAGGCGGCUUCCAAGGCGGCUUCCAAGGCGGCUUCCAAGGCGGCUUCCAAGGCGGCUUCCAAGGCGGCUUCCAAGGCGGCUUCCAAGGCGGCUUCCAAGGCGGCUUCCAAGAAGGCUUCCAAGCCUUGCCCGGCGGCUCUCUUUUUCCUCUGCGGUGGUACUUCGACCCCGAGGCGCUGGCGGACGCUCUCAAGCCGUCGGACCAGACCAGAGGAGCCGCCAGCUACCCACCAGCGGACGCGUCCUCCCCGGCAAACAGGGAGCAGCGGGAGGCGCCGCCCCAGCUGGGGUUCCUGGACCCCGCCGCCUUGGCAGACGCCCUCGCGCAGUCUCCAGAGUCCGGAGAAUCUGGAGAGUCUGGAGGCUCCAGCAGACGGACAACAGGCGCCGGCGGUGGCCCACCUGCCCGUCGUGCCGUGUAA
This is a messenger RNA of Schistocerca serialis cubense, 2985 nucleotides long. RefSeq names its product serine/arginine repetitive matrix protein 1-like. The coding region runs from base 1 to 2985 and encodes 994 amino acids. The transcript is spliced from 13 exons. NCBI's taxonomy places the organism in Eukaryota, Metazoa, Arthropoda, Insecta, Orthoptera, Acrididae. The record is from RefSeq and is a predicted model, not a curated record.